Messenger RNA from Anopheles arabiensis, 10332 nucleotides. It is a transcript of the gene fz, whose product is annotated as frizzled. Gene Ontology annotation, biological process: non-canonical Wnt signaling pathway; canonical Wnt signaling pathway. Gene Ontology annotation, cellular component: plasma membrane. Gene Ontology annotation, molecular function: Wnt receptor activity; Wnt-protein binding. The coding region runs from base 1448 to 3307 and encodes 619 amino acids. Lineage: Eukaryota; Metazoa; Arthropoda; Insecta; Diptera; Culicidae. The record is from RefSeq and is a predicted model, not a curated record. The transcript is spliced from 5 exons.
CGUCACCGUGAGGACGCAUCUCGUACCGUGUCCGUGUGCGCCGUUUUAUCCGGCAAAUUGUGUUCUGUCGCGUCGCGGGUGUAUGGUGCGCGGUUUUAGAAAUUAAAUAAAACGUCCCCUGCUAUUAAGGGGAUUUUCCGGUGCUUUUAAAAGAAAGAAUUGCCCUUCGCGGUGCAGUGUUGCAGUGCGCUUUUUGAGUGAAAAAAAUGUGAAAGAAAAAUCGCGCGCGUUGGUGUGUUUACGUAUGAAGCAGCAGUUGGUGUGGUUUAGUUACAGUGAGAUAAAUAAUUUUACACACAAAUAAUCACACGUUUUGAUAGAAGGUUUGAAUAAUUUUCCGGUUUCCGGGUGUGUAUGUGUAGCUGCUGCUGCUGCUGCACAGUGUAAAGUAAACAGCCGGCAAGACCGUUGCCGGCCGCUGUGCGUGUGUGUGCAAUCAGGUGCAAAGCGGCUAAAACAGCAAGUGCUGUGCAUCCUUUGCCGUGUUUCAAGUGUGUUUUUAUUCGAAUCAAAAAUCAUCUCCCCCCUCCAGCCAAAACAACACCUUUCAAAUAAAACGGCUAAAAAAAGAGAAACACAGCCCGCUUUACAAGUAAAAAAAAACCCCGUGUGUCCGUGUGCGUGCUUACAAUUGCCAGCUAAAAAAAGAGGCGGCGUGGAAAAUUCCCUGCCUUUGAAGAGAAAAUUGCAAACAACCGUCCACCGGCGAGAAGAAGAGGGUUGGCUAAAAUUGCCAGUCGGUCGGUCCCCGAAAUCAUCCCAGCCUGCCAAGGGGUGUUGUGUGUUACAUAGUGUGCGUGAAUUUGUGCGCUGGGGUGUUUUUCCCUCCUCUCCAUUCGCUCCCUUUCUGGUUGUCUCCAGCCCCGGCAAAAGACCGGGUGAAUGCGUUACAAGAGCGCCGUAUACGCGCUGUAGUGUUUGUGUGGCUGUGUGCGUGCGUAUGCGUGGGUCGGCGUUUGUCGGCGUUUAAUUGGUGUUAGUGUGCAAACGCCGCAAAACGGAGAGCAGAAAGAAACGUGCGCACGUACGUCAGUGUAGCUGUGUGUGAGUGUGUGUGUUGUGUUUAUGCAGUUUUUAUUUUCGUCUGUCUGUCUUUUCGCGUUGCCCUUCGUUUGCUGUGUGAAAAGAGGUGCUUAAAUGUGUGAGAGAAUUUAAUACAAAAAAGUGUGUGUGUGUGUGCAAAGGUGGUAAAAAGAAAAGAAAGAAGGGGCGAAAAGAGGCACCUGUUCUACCACCGGUCUCACUGUUGUUCUGCAUAAUUCCUUAGUGUGUGUGUGUGUCUGUAUUGAUGAGCACAGUGCAUAUGUGGUCAGUUGUUAGGCAAAUCCUGCAUCGAAGCAAGCGGCUGCACUCGCCGGGUGCGUAAGUGUGUGAAAGCGGUGAUUUUCGCUGUGUGCAAUCUCCGAGCGGUGUGUGAAGCGUGUGUAUAAAGCCAACAACAGAAAAAAUGGCCGCUUUACGAGUGGCCGCCCUGCUGUGGUGUGUGCUGCUGCUCCCACUAGCAUCGACGGCCAUCCAGCAGCAGCAGCAGGAAACGAUCGUCGCACACGGCGGCGAGACGGAAGCGGGCAGCGCCGGCGAAGAGUUCCAGCAUCACAACCGGUGCGAACCGAUCACGAUACCGUUCUGCAUCGGCAUCCCGUACAACCGCACGAUCAUGCCGAACCGGUUCGGGCACACGAAGCAGGACGAGGCGGCGCUGGAGGUGCACCAGUACGUGCCGCUGGUCAAGAUCGACUGCAGCCCGGAUCUGAAGUUUUUCCUCUGCCUGCUGUACGCGCCCGUCUGCACGAUACUGCCGUUUCCGAUACCGCCCUGCCGGAGCCUGUGCGAGAGUGCCCGGGCCUGCGAGAGCAUUAUGAAAACGUUCAACUUCCCGUGGCCGGAGAACCUGGAGUGCUCGCAGUUCCCGGAGUACGGUGGCGAGGAGCUGUGCGUGUCGAAGCACAAUGCGAGCGAAACGCCGACCCCGAUACCGACGAGCCCGGCUGGCGUUGGCGCGGGCAGUGCGGGGGCCGGCAGUGCCGGUGGUGGUGGCUAUCCGAUGAAAACGGUGGCCGCUGCCCCGUAUGUACCACCGCACCGGAAGACGUCCGGGGUGGUGGCGGGUGGUGGUGUGAGCGCUGGUGGACCGCCGGGCAGUGGGCUCGUCGGGACGCACCGGGAUCUCGGCUUCAUCUGUCCGGUGCAGCUGAAGGCGCCGACCCUCAUGGGCUACCAGCUGACCAUCGGUGGAAAGGUUACCAAGGAUUGCGGUGCACCGUGCAACUCGAUGUUCUUCUCGGAAAACGAGCGCACCGUGCUGAAGUACUGGGUCGGCUCGUGGGCUGCCGUGUGCGUGGCGAGCUGUUUGUUCACGGUUCUGACGUUCCUGAUCGACUCGUCCCGUUUUCGGUAUCCGGAGCGCCCGAUAGUGUUUCUCGCGAUAUGCUACCUGAUCGUCGGCUGCGCGUACGUGGCCGGUCUCGGUGCGGGCGAUUCCGUCGCCUGCCGGGAACCGUUCCAGUCGCACAUCAAAAUCGGCCGGAUGCAGAUGCUGUCGACCAUCACACAGGGCCAUCGUCAAUCAACGUCGUGCACGGUGCUGUUCAUGGCGCUGUACUUCUGCUGCAUGGCAGCGUUCGCCUGGUGGGCCUGUCUGGCGCUGGCCUGGUUCCUGGCGGCCGGUCUCAAGUGGGGCCACGAAGCCAUCGAGAGCCGUUCGCACCUGUUCCAUCUGGUGGCGUGGGCUAUCCCGGCGGUGCAGACCAUAUUCGUGCUAGCGCUCGGCAAAGUUGAAGGUGACGUUCUGUCAGGUGUUUGCUUCGUCGGUCAGCUGGACACACACUCGCUCGCCAUGUUUCUGCUGAUACCGCUCGUGAUCUACCUGUCGAUCGGGGGGAUCUUCCUGCUGGCCGGCUUCGUGUCGCUGUUCCGCAUUCGCACCGUGAUGAAGCACGACGGCACCCGCACGGACAAGCUGGAGCGGUUGAUGCUGCGCAUCGGGUUCUUUAGCGGGCUGUUCAUCCUGCCCUCGCUCGGCUACCUGGCCUGCCUGUUCUACGAGUACUAUCACUUCGACGACUGGAUGAUCCAGUGGAACCGGCAGAUGUGCAAAAUCUUCUCCAUCCCGUGUCCGGCGGCCCGGCACGGCCCGCCCGACCCGAAGCCCAUCUUUCACAUCUACAUGGUGAAGUACGUCUGCUCGAUGCUGGUCGGCGUGACGUCGAGCGUGUGGCUGUGGUCGGGCAAAACCGUCGUCAGCUGGCGGCAGUUCGCCGAGCGGCUCCAGGGCAAGGACACGCGGAGCCGCGGUGCGUACGUCUAGUAGAGGGUAACGCGGGUGCGCAUCGUCGCCCACCACCAUCCGGCGGUGCGCAUUACCGCGCGAGUCAUUAGGUUUUAGGAAGAGGCGUCCCCAUCCUCCUCAUCACGAUCAUCAUCCCCAUGCUCAUCGAACACAGACCGAUCGAUCACCGACCAGCACCAGAGGGCGGGAGCACUUCAACCGAACGCCUCAAAAGCUCACACAAAGCCCCGCAACACAGUAGCAGCAGCAGCAGCAGCAGUGGAAGGAAGCUGACACGCAGAGAGAAGGGUUUCCGGCAUUGAACUCCCCUGCAGCAGCGGCAGGGAGCGAGAUGCGUAAAGUAGGACCGCAUAAUUUAGACAUAAGGAUAUAUGUUUCGUUCGAGGUUUAAUUUUGCGAAUGACCAAAUAUCUCUGUAGUACACAGGCAUCGGUUUAGUGGUAGCGUGUAGCGCGUUAUAGAAUUAUUCAGCAUCCCCGCCCGCUCGAUGCAGCUUACAUUGUACAGAUCCGUCUUUUUACUUCGUUUGCUAGCUUACACACAAUACCUGGCCUGACGCGGGGCCGUUUCAUUCACAUUGGACAGGUGAGGUAGGAAUUUGUAUUAAGAGACAGAGAGAGAAGAAAUGAAAUACGUUAAUGUGAUGGGAAAGAGAUAGUGUAGAAGAAGAGGGGAGUCGCCGUUGCUUGGUAAACAAGAAGCUCCCGCAACUCUGUGGAAGGUUCUACGGAAUUGGCUACGCUUUAGUUAAGAGUAAUAGGACGUCAGUACGCGAAUCUUUUGCACACCGUACCGAGAGUGUGUUAAGAGAAUACCUGUAUCUGUGUAAGAGAGUUAGCAGCCAACUGUAGGACUGUCCAACUGUCUAGCGCUGUACCCUACCUACCUACCUUAGCCUGCCUACCUUCGUAAAGUAGAUGUGGUAAUACUGUCGUGUCGAUGCAUCCUCAUCCCGCCAAAAAAAAUAUCGGGACCUCUGUCGGCACUCUCCUGCUCGAACAGCAUUAACUCUGUACAUAACGAACGUUAUCUAGGAUCUUGUUUGUCGGUGGUAAAGGUGGACCUCCUCACUGCUUACCACGUGAGAAGGUAGUACGAUAGCGCGAAUUUUGCGAAUUUUGCGCCGUGUAAAAUAGUUAAGAACAGAGCUCCAAAAACCGCCUGCCUAACAGGCGGUUGCAUUGCAUUUAGCAUCUAUUUUCUUUCCCCGUCGUAUCUUAAAGUCGCAAAUUGUUGUUGAAAGCCACACACACAUCCACACUCCACUGUUGUGCGUUUUCCAGCCGUCCCGUGAAGUCAUCCUGCCCGGAAUGAACUCCUGUUGGCAGCGGUUCAACAAGACUUGGCACAGAUGAGAGUGCUUCGAGUGCUGCUUUACAGUGAGCGCACUUUACAAUGCGAUGAAAUCCGUUUUUCCCAUCAUCAUCUUGGCUUUUCCCUCGAUGCUCCCAAAAACGCGACAUUUGAAGCCCCGUGUGCCCGUUGCCAACGUACCGAUGCUAACUAGCUACCAAUCCUAUCGCACUAAUUAAGGGCCAAAGGGCCGUACGUCGAACAAACCAAACAGGGGGGCCAAUCUUGCUCGGUGUGCGAUGGCGUGUGCUCCCGAAAUCCUUUCGCCCCCGGGCGCAACUUUAGCGAAGUAUGUCAUUACUGGCUGGCUGGCAGGGGCGCGGAAUUGUUCUGCCGGAACGCUCCGAAAUCCAAUCGUCGUCGUCGUCGUCAUACAUGAAUAUUAAUGACAGUGUGUAAGCCAUUAUCGGUGGUGGCUGCGCACGGUGAUGUCCUUGCAGCAUCUCCACGAAAUGCUCCAAUUGCUGGUGUGCUCGGUCAAGGAUGUGUUGUGUAGCCUGCGUCCUCAUUAUCCCUUGGCCGUAGAGGGCGCGCGUGCUGUAGUGAUUUGAGAUUCCGAUAGUGUCACAUCGUUCGUGUCCUCUUGUGUUUCUAUCUACCAGGCAUCCACUGGUAAUAGGAACCCAGCAGCAGCAGCAACCGCAAGGUCCUUUAGCGUGACAGAACAAGAAUUGUAUAAUUGGAAGCAGAGAAUCCUCAUCACACACACACACACGCGGACACACAAUUCGAAACGCGGACGAUGCCAUUAAUUAUCUGAAGCAGAUUAUAUAGGGACCCGGGUCUUCGGCACGUUUUACCUCCCCCGCCCGGCAAAGGGGAUUUCCACAGUAAAAUAAGGAGGGAAGUAAAUUCUGUCGGCGUUGUGGGUUUUUGGGGGUUUCGUGCUCGGUUGUAAAGUAACGCCGCUGGCGCCCGCGGUACCACGUGCCUGGGAAAGUUAAUUAAUCAUGGUGUGGACGGGGACUCUUGUCCCUGUGCUGUGACGUAUGAGGACAGUUUUUGACACAUCCAACGAUAGGGACGAUUAAAAAAAAGCAAAGCCAAUCCUGAAAAGCAACAGCAGCGAAAAGCUCCUUUUUUUUUGGGGUAAAGCAACAAGCGUUUCCUGGAGCCGUGAUCCUUUUGACCUUUGAGCUGUCAGCUAUAUCCACUUUUGAGCGCUUCACCUCGAAGAAGUCACACAAUUAUAUUUCAAUUAACAAGUAACUCCUGCUCUCAGAAGAGAGAGAGAGAGAGAGAGAUGGAUUGCUGAUUGCCAGUGGGAAGGAACUGGGGAACUGUUAGAAUCGGGCGUUUGUUUUCGGGCCCAAAAACCGAGCGCGAUAAGUGCCAGUCUAAGUGAGGUUAUAAAUUAAUGCUUCUCCAAGCAUUGCCGCCGCUCGCUGUUCGGGAAUUACGUUACGUGGAGUGUGGAACCUUUGAGAGGUGGUUUUAAUUUUGUAUCGUCCUUUUUCUGUAGCAAUGGCACCUGAAACACGGGACAAUGAAACGAGCCAUGAAAAUUAAAAUGCAAAGUACACACCACCAUCUCGCGUUCCUGCGCCAUUUCUAGCUUACUUUUGCUCCUCGUCAACCAAACCAAGAGACAUCGCUUCGCAUUGUUUUCCUUCCCUCUGGUCUGUUAGUGUGUGUAUGUAUACUUGUUCCUUUUUGCAAAUUCCUUCCUUCCUGUUGCGCGGCCGCCACACGCUGCUUGGCUUUGGUUUGGUGUGUUUUCACGUGGCCGGGCUUGUGGCCUGGUCGUCGUCGCCGUCGCCAUCGCUGCGUGUUGUGCCCCCGAGCAGCGGAUCGGUUGACGUGCAAAUAAAAUUGUGUUUAUGUUUUUAAUUUAAUUUUACGAUUAUUGCUCUCUGUGCACGCUGGGGCUCGCCCUGUCUUUUCCCUGCUCGCGCUCGCGGGGAUCGCUUUUAUGAGAAACAGAUUUGUGUGUGAGCGGUGUCAGUGCUUUUUGUUUGCAUCUUUGCUCAUUCGGUUUGGCGAGGAGCGCAUUCCGAUGCAAAAAUGUUGCUUUAUUACAGGGAGUGGAGUGGCGCAAAAACAGAACAAAAACGAGCAACUGCAUCGGCUGCUUUAGAGCAGCAAAAAGCUUGCACUUUGUGUAAAGGGCAGAUGGGAUUGCUUCUUUUUUUUUGUGCAUAAUAAAAUUAAUAUUUUCCGUAUCUUUUGACGCUGAUGAAGCCAUCCGGAGUGCUGAUUAAAGGCCUAUUGAAUGGCCUAUUGCAUUACAAUUCAUUUCCCAAGCAAGGCUUCCCUUUUGAAUGAGGCGUUUUAAUGCAUUUGAGCUUCAGGUUGAGCUUUCAGGGAGAAUUAUUUUAAAAUUUAUUUGCUUUUAUUUUUGCUUACUUUAAUUUUCAAGUGUUUUGGAAAAACAACCCAAUCGAACUUGCCGAUCGAAAUUAAGUUUUAAUCGAAAAACACCAACACACUUUCCCCGCAAACACAUUUGCCCUGGUGAAAUGGGUUUGUUUACGCCUUUUUGCGCAGCGAGUGCUUUUUUCCAUCGCUGGCUUAAAAUUGAAAGACACAACAACAAACGGAUCCUUCCUUUGAAUCGCUCGCGACUUAUGCAGGGGCUUUCUAGCUUGAAAAUAUAAAAAAUCAAAGCUAUAGUCUGCUCGGUAAGCCAAACAGGAGCCAAACGGGGGGGAAAAAAACUAGCCAACCCAUAGUCGGGCGCAGCGCCAUCUCGUUAACGAUGUUUGCGGUGUCGUUUGCCUAGUUCUUCUUCCCCGCGUGUUCGGACAAAAGCUAUCAUCUGCACUCAAGAUUGGAGCUGAAAAACCUCUUGAAAGAUUUCUUAUUUUCCGGGAGGGUUCCCCCUUAAAAAUGGUUCCCUGGCUGCACACACAAGAUGGCUUUUUUUGCCUUCUUCUUGUCAUCGGAAAACUCUCCCUUGCUUGUGCCGACGUGUGUUGGCGGGCAGGAUUGACGAAGGUUCCCGGGGACUCAAUCAACUCUCAAGAGAGGUUUCAACUCUCGCCCUGGUUUGUCGUUCGAUUGGUUUCGCCCUUCGCCCUUUGUCACUGGCAGCGACAAAGAUUGUCGUCCAAACGAGAAAGCGACGACCACUCGACGUGGGGAGGAAAACAUAGGUAAACAGAUGCACGGAUUUCCUUCUCUGUGUGUUCCUGUGCUAACUGACUGAGAGGUGUCCCAAGGUUUCCCCUGGUGAACGAGACAGCCUCGAGUGUUUGGAACGGGAAUGCUUGUGCAUCCGUGCUGUCCCUCUGUAAGACGGCUAAAGGUCGUGGGGCAACUUGAAGCUCACAUAUCAUAUUUACAUGCGCACAACAAACCCUCCCGACAAGAAAGAAAAGUCGGUUGUACCGAUUAAUUUGUUGGCAAUAAUCGAGUUCUUCCUUCCGCAUUUUUUUUUUCGUCACUCCCCAGUUCAUUCGGCUUCAGUCCUCGAAAUGGGAUUCGAUUAAUUUUCCCAUGCGAAAAACAACUUUUUUUUGUGCUCUUCCCGCGCUUUCUUGCAACGGAAAAACGAGUGAUCGCGAUAAUGGGCGAUUUCUCUCCCGGGAUCAAUAAAUAAAUGUUUAUCUUUGCCGACGAUGACGACGACGCACGGCAACAACAGAGAAGGGACACAGCAGCAAAAAAAGAAGUUCUCAGCAGGAGCAGCAAGCAGAAUAAGAAGUUUGCCACAACCGGCCAAGCCAGAAUAGUGCGCCACCAGCAGAAGCGUUCGUCCUGUUGGAGCGUGAGUGCCGGGUGUCACGUAAAUGGGCAAGUUACUUCCUUCGGUUUUGGUUGCAGUUUUUUUUGUUUGCUUUCCAAUUUGCUUGAGCUAGUUUGGACAAAACUUCAACCCGCAGAGAACCAGUCUGGAGCCAUGGUUUUUGUUUUAUUUUAUUUUUUCACUUUUACUACUUGUCGUUAUCGGCCUUUUUUUUGGUCUUUAGUUACUGUGUUUUAUUAAUAGGAAUGCAGUGUCAUGAUAAAUGUCAGUCGGCGUUAAAAUUAAAGGGCAUUCGGUGUCCGGGCUUGAUGAUGGUGAAACGGCGGGGUGGCUUUGGGCAGGAUUUUUGCAAACGGAAACAACACAACGGAUGGGAGAAGGGAGAGAGAGAGAGAUGGGGUGAAAACUUGUUUUGAUAAACGUUUAUAUACAAACAUUUCUCGAGUUCUGCCAAAUAUUAUAGUCCAAGUCGUUUGGUGAAGGGCAAAAUGAGACCCUUGAUUAUUAAUUUGUGACUCAAAAUGUGGACCUAUUUCCAUUCAUUUUGUCAUUUGUGUCAAGAACGACGAACACCUGUACUUCCUAUUCAUUUUGUUUUAAUAAUUGUUGAUUUCAUUCUUCACAGGGUGCGUUGCAGCUUAUGCAAAACCCGAAUGCAAACCUAGCAGCAGCGCGACAAACGCCAAUCGAACUCGUGUCAAUUCACGAUCAACCGGAUAAAGCUGAUCGAUUACACACACACACUUCACUGUGAAGGAGCGAAAGAACGGGCGAUCUAAGAAAAAAGAAGGAAUUGUUAUGAAGCAUUUGCUUGCGUGUCCUCUCUUUGUUUUUGAUUGCAAAAUCGAGCGAUGAAGAUUGGAAGUGGAUAAAAAUCAAAAUAUUAUUAUAAGGAACAAAACCCAACCACUUUGCUAACGAGCUCUCGCAUUUUUGUGCGCAUCAUCUGCGUCUGCCGCUUCAACAAAAAAUGCCAAAUAAUCGAUCAAACCCCCAGUGGGUGGCGGGAGGUGGUGCACAUUGAUCUGGUAGCUAUACAUAUUACAAAAAAAAUAAAGAAAGGAAAGUAAGAGAGAUGGAGCGGAUGAGCCUUUCGCCCUGCAGCAGCAGAAGAUCAAUUAUUGGUUAGCCUGAUUUUAGCAGUUAAGUUAAGAAGAAGUUAAAAAGCAGGAAUUAUUAAUUGUUAAACAAUGUGUCAUAAAAUGUAAAUGCUGGAGCUCCUGGAGUAUGCAGUGUUGCUGCUGUGGACGAGAAGACAUCGUGCAUGUGUGUGCAUCCCUAUCGUCUGACACUGCUCUACUACACAUGCUACAGUGGGACAUCCGUGUUCCAGCCUGCCAGCAUUUGCCUUUCAUGUAGUCAUUAAUUUAGAUUUCGUUAGCAAAAGAAACAGCUCCUUACUCAUAUGCAAACUGAACCCAAGAUGGCCACAAUUCGAAUCUGCUUUUGAACACCCACUAGGAGGUCAAAGUUCAAAGGGAAAUGCGAAGGCAAAGGGUAAACAAAAGUACCAUGUCCCGCGAAACUGCUUCUCGGUGUCCGGUAUGUGUUUACUAUAUGUAUAUGUACAAAAGCAAGCAGAACAACAAGAGAAGAAGAAGAAGAAGAAAAAACAUAAACAAUAAUGCGUAAAAAUUAAAGUAAAGGUUUAGUACGUUGAAGAAGUAGACAGGGUGUGAGAUGUAAGAAUUAAAAUCGUAUUAUAUAAAAUAUCCCCAGGAAACAUGCAUCAAGAUGGUGAAAGCUCAUGAAAGUGCAAAGGAAAAAAGGAAAAUGGAAAAUCUGUUGUAUUAAUCUGAAAAGUGGAAAGCAAAGUAGAAACAGGAACAGGAAGGACAGGCGUAUAAAUAUAUAGAUACAGAAAAAACAAACAAACAAGCAAGAAAAAAAACAUCACUAGAAUGCGCAAAGAGGGGAUUAGCAUGGUAAGGAUAUAAAACUUGUACAUGGGAUUAAGUGAAGCAUCGUGCAUCAAAAAUAUGAACUAUUAGAAGAAUCUUUA